AUGUCUGUCACACACAAUGAAUUCGUCACCAACGGCCUCUACCUCUCCCCGCCCAACAAGGUCGAGGGGAAUUUCAGGCGCACGUUUGGUAAUCCAACUCCAAUGGCUCUCGUCGGGUUUCUCCUAUCUCUUAUGCCGCUCGCGUGUGAUCUGAUGGGAUGGAGAGGGGCUGGGGACUUUGGUGUUGCUCAAAUCUCGGUCUACUUUUUCAUGGGCGGCCUCUUGAUGUUUCUCAGCGGGACCUUUGAAUGGGUCCUCGGAAACAGCUUCCCAGCCACUGUAUUCUGUAGCUUUGGUGGAUUCUGGUUCUCAUUUGGAGGGAUACUCAACCCCAGCUUCUUGGCUUACAGUUUCUACGCCAACGAUCCGCAGAAGCCAACUACAGGACUGGCCAAUGCGAAGUUCAACGCAAGUCUAGAUAGACGGGAAUUUAUUCGUCAACUAGUCAAUGACUUAUACUUCGCUUCGCUAGGUUUCUGGCUAGUAGUCAUGGGGGUCCUGGCCUUUGUCUACCUGAUUUGCGCGCUAAGAACGAACAUUGUCUUUGUUACCAUAUUCCUCAGUCUACUUCCCGCCUUUAGCAUGCUUACGGCUGCAUUCUGGCUCCAGGCAGAGGACUUUGAAGGGAACGCGGCAAAGGCAAACCAAAUGUUUGUGGGAGCUGGGGCAUCUCUUAUUGUUACAUGCGUUGCUGGAUGGUACAUGUUGGUGGCUAUUCUGUUUGCAAUUGUGGACUUUCCAAUCCAGUUACCGGUAGGGGACCUGUCCUCCGUAUUCAAGGGGCGGAGGUCCAUCCACUAA
This is a messenger RNA of Clonostachys rhizophaga, 801 nucleotides long. The record is from the annotation of a GenBank genome assembly. NCBI's taxonomy places the organism in Eukaryota, Fungi, Ascomycota, Sordariomycetes, Hypocreales, Bionectriaceae.